CAUGGCCUUCUGGUUUGAGUUCCACAAGUAGGUUCUGACUUCUGGGCCCUGGCACCGACUGAUCGGUUCUGAUCCAGCAUUUAAAAGUUUCCAAAUUAGCAUGCUGCGACAACGUUUUGGUCGCUUUCCAUUGCCGCUUCGCGGUUCGAGUACGUCAAGCAGUGGAUGCUUCAGGUCAUCCCUAAAGAAGCCGUGGCAACGAACUCAAUAAUGCAGCUCCACAAAUUGCUCGGGAUCCGAGGAAAGAAGAAAUUCUCCAGUGGAUAUGGUGCUUGUGUUGAUCCGGAACCUGAAUGCAAAGAUCAGGACUCUUGUAGCGCAGGAUGCGAAGCAUAAUCAUCCAAGGUUUAUGGACAGGUUAAUGGAGGCUAUGUAUGAAUCCGGUACUGCUUGGAAAGCCAUUCCAAGUCCUCACUCUCUAUUCACUUUACCACGUCACUCUACUGUUUCCUUUUUGAGAAGGAUUUUCCGCAACCGUCCUGUAGGUCAGCUUUUCGCUUUUCCUCUCUGUAUGGCGGAUAAAUGGGAUGAUUUGCAUCUUCGUCGAUUUCUUGCGAACGAUCAUCUGCAUUUGAAGUAGCUUAGCUUGCAGAAUCAAUUGUGGCUCUGAUUUGCAGGGGAAGAAAAACAGAGAAGGUUUAUCUCUACACUGAGCUGUUAAAACUCAUGGACUCUAUUUGGUCAUAUGAUCAAUCCAAGGUCAACACUGUAGAAAAUAAUAUGGACAUCACCCUGAGGUUGGGAAUGCCCUAUUCUGUUCAGAGUUAUAGUUGGAACAGCCAGACUAUCACUCAUGACAUAAUCCCUUCCCGCCUCAACAUCAAUACCAUUGGCUCAUCUAAUCAGAGUCAGAGAGCAGUGGACUCUAUUUGGGCAUAUGAUCAAACCAACCACAAUAGUGUAGAGAAUAAUAUGGACAUUACCCAAAGGUUGGGACUGCUCAAUUCUGAUCGAAGAUAUAGUUGGAACCGCCUGACUCUCACUCCUAAUGACAUAAUUCCUUCCCUACCCAACAUCAAUGCCAUUGGCUCAUUUGGUCAGCAGAGUCAGAGAGCAGGGGACUCUAUUUGGGCAUAUGAUCAAACCAACCACAAUAGUCUAGUAGAGAAUAAUAUGGACAUUACCCGAAGGUUGGGACUGCUCAAUUCUAAUCAAAGAUAUAGUUGGAACCGCCAUACUAUCACUCCUAAUGACAUAAUUCCUUCCCGACCCAACAUCAAUGCCAUUGGCUCAUUUGGUCAGCUGAGUCAGAGACCAGUGGCUCAACAUGGAUUAGGAUCUGCGCAAUGGACUCAGCAACCACUGGCACUGUUGCCUAGAGGACAUCUGAACCAUUACCUCCCUGGCUGUAACACGCCAAUGCGAAAUGCUGGAGUUGGACAAGCAAUGCAUAGAACGCCAUAUGUUCAGCAGGGCUGGGGUCAGCAACAUGGGGUCCAUUGUGGACAGGGAUUUGUGCAACAGCAUCAACGACAUGUCCGUUCAAACCUUCAGCAGAUGUUUCCUAGGGGCUGUUUUCAUUGUUAUCCGCCUCGUUUUAACACGAGAGUGCCAGGUUUUACCGGAGCCUUGCCAUUUCAAGUCAGUGUAGGAACAAUGGCUGGUGCCCUUGCUACUGCAACUCAUGAACAACAAAGGAUAAUGUUGGGUGAACUUUUAUACCCACGCGUUGAACAGUUUGUGCCUGAUGUGGCGGCCAAGGUGACCGGCAUGCUUCUGGAGAUGGACCGUAAAGAGAUUUUAUUUCUGCUUGAGUCACCAAAUGCUUUGAGUUUGAAAGUUGCUGAGGCCAUAGCGGUCCUAAGGGAAGCUAAUCAGCAGCAGAAAGACAACCUGGCUGGUCAGUUGGGAUUUGUGUCCUUGAAUGAUCAGGAUUGAUGUCGCUAGCUUUUUACCAUUGGUUUUUAAAUUUUUUUUUAAAAAAGGACUUCCUUUCAUUCUGUUGGUUGGAAUUGGAAUGUUGUGAAUUUUAAAAUUAUAGAACUAUAAUCUUGAUUUUGUUUUGUACUCAA
Tripterygium wilfordii is the source of this 2012-nucleotide messenger RNA. RefSeq names its product polyadenylate-binding protein 8-like. Gene Ontology annotation, biological process: protein polyubiquitination; regulation of double-strand break repair. The coding region runs from base 667 to 1878 and encodes 403 amino acids. The record is from RefSeq and is a predicted model, not a curated record. Gene Ontology annotation, cellular component: nucleus. Lineage: Eukaryota; Viridiplantae; Streptophyta; Magnoliopsida; Celastrales; Celastraceae. Gene Ontology annotation, molecular function: RNA binding. The transcript is spliced from 7 exons.